AUGGGGCUCCUGGACAGGAUGAGAAAGGAAUGGUUCAUGCUGGGGAUCGUCCUGGUCAUCGCCGCCGCCAAACUGGAGCCCUCCGUGGGGGUCAAAGCCGGACCACUGAAGCCCGAGAUUACUGUAACCUACAUCGCUGUUUCAGCUAUAUUUUUUAACAGUGGACUGUCCUUAAAAACUGAGGAGCUGACCAGUGCUUUGAUGCACAUAAAACUGCACCUCUUUGUUCAGAUAUUUACUCUUGCAUUCUUCCCAACAGCGAUAUGGCUUUUUCUUCAACUGUUAUCAAUCACCCCCAUCAAUGAAUGGCUCUUAAAAGGUUUGCAGACAGUAGGUUGCAUGCCUCCUCCUGUGUCUUCUGCAGUGAUUUUAACCAAAGCAGUAGGUGGAAAUGAGGCAGCUGCUAUAUUUAAUUCAGCCUUUGGAAGUUUUUUGGGCAUCAUUAUAACACCUCUGCUACUGCUGCUUUUUCUGGGAUCAUCUUCUUCUGUGCCUUUUUCAUCUAUAUUUUCUCAGCUUUUUAUGACUGUGGUCGUUCCUCUCAUUAUUGGGCAGAUUGUCCGAAGAUACAUAAAGGAUUGGCUCGAGAGGAAGAAACCACCUUUUGGUGCAAUCAGCAGCAGUGUGCUCCUUAUGAUUAUCUAUACAACGUUCUGUGAUACCUUCGCUAAUCCAAAUAUUGACCUGGAUAAAUUCAGCUUGGUUAUAAUAGUGUUCAUAAUAUUUUCAGUUCAGCUAAGCUUUAUGCUGUUAACUUUCAUCUUUUCCACAAGGAAUAAUUCUGGUUUCACACCCGCGGACACGGUGGCUAUCAUCUUCUGUUCUACACACAAAUCUCUCACAUUAGGAAUUCCAAUGCUGAAGAUAGUGUUUGCAGGCCAUGCACAUCUCUCCCUAAUAUCUGUGCCCUUACUCAUCUAUCAUCCAGCUCAGAUUCUUCUGGGCAGCGUGUUAGUACCCACAAUAAAGUCGUGGAUGGUUUCAAGACAGAAGGGAGUGAAGUUGACAAGACCGACUGUAUAACACUGGAAAUGAUCCUUUUACAGUCAAUGUAUAUAUGUACAAUACUGUACACACAAACAAUUCAGAAGACUUGUAUUUGUGAAUGUUGCUUCAAUGCAUAUUUUAUUUUUUAUAAGAAAAAAUCUACCUGUUUAAGUGCCUUAAUAUGCAUUUGGCAAGCACACUGUUUCCAAAACCAACUUUGUUGGAUACUGCCGGCGGUUGUACAGUAUUUUGAAGUUAAUUUUUAUUUUUCUAAUGGAGUGAAGAGACAUAUUAUUCAACAACAAGCAAAAUAUGGUUUCCCUUCACCAUCUCUCUUGCUAUUCUAGCCUCCAAGUAGACACUGUUUCAAAAAGGUCAAAGGGACCAAGAGAAUACCCUUCGGCUGGCUAGUUCUAGGACAAUUAUUUCUAAAGCUUUAUUCAUAAUAAUGUUGUUUUCUCUGAUAUUUUGCCUCAUCCUUUAAAUGUGACAUGCCCCUUUCUGUGUUAUUUCUGUUUUCUCAGCUUGGGACCAUUCAUUGUUUAAAAGCUGAAAAAGCAUAAAUCAUUUGUAUUUAUCAAUAGUCAUCCAGACAUUUUUUAAAAAGAGAUGUUUCUCAAGAAAAAAGUUGUGCAUGGUAAUAUGGUUUUAUCAUAUAAAGUGCAUUGUAAGUUUCUUUACACAAAUGAACUGAUGGUUGGGUUAUGAAGUGUAUUGUCAUUGAGGGGGAAAAGUUUGAUACUGAGAUUUGAACAAAUUAUUCAGCUCAUUCUUUUCCUAGUUCCUUCAUUAUUUCUCCUUUUCCAUUUACUAACACAAUACACCCAAAUUUAGAGCAAUCAGGUUCAAACACCAGGUAUCAAAACACCAGGUUACCACAACACUCUGAAUAGCAGUAGCAAAAAUAAAAAGUCCAGCUAACUGCACAUUCAUAAUAGACUUUUUUUUUUUUUUACAGAAAGAGUUGACCCCAUAACACAGUCUUUUAUAUUCUUGUAGUUGAGAGCUUUGAACACAGAUUUUCUCAAGGCAAUUUUUUCUUGGCACAUUUCACAAUUGUUUGUACCUUUGUUUGAAAAUUAACUUUUAUUGUUCUCUUCUGUGUAUGAUGGGGCAGAGAUCAAGGAUGUAUGCAAAUGUUACAUAAAUAUAUUCUGCAUAGCCAGAAGUAAAGAAAAAUAAGUACUUAACUAGAACAUUGCUGCUUAUCCAAAAGACAGCAAAACUGAGUAACCCAGAAUGGGUGUCCAAAUUUUUAUACAUUCAUGGAUUGAUUUGGCUUUCCCUGCAGACUCUGAGGCUCUGACUGCACUGAAAGUGACAAGAGGAAGAAAAUUAUGUUGAAGUAGAUUCAAACACUAACGUGGAAAAUGCUGUUACAGGUGUGCUGACGAAUUAAUGCAACUAUGAAUUUUUUUAAAAAAUUCCUAAACUUCAUGCAUUCCCCAAUUCCUGUCCGUAUGCCUUUUAUCUUUGGUUUAAUGUAUGGCCGUGCCAUUUUGAUUCUGAAUGGGAAUACCCCAUUCAUAAGCAGUAAGUUCCCACAGACAGUUGGUUUACUUCUACAGUGAUUAUUCCUGGAAAAAGAAUCUGAAUUUGUAAGUGCUUAGUCUGCAGAAGAAACUGUUAGUCAUAGUUGAAUUUUUCUAAAAGGCUAUUUCCCUUUCCUGAGCUUCUUUUUCUGUUAAAUGUUUAAUCAGUAUAUGAGCACAUGUACUUAUGUGUGUGAAUUUAGACAUAAAUCAGACCCCUCAAAAAGACUCAUCAGGAGACGGCUAUAAAUCAGUCAAUCUGUAGUAUUGUUGAGCACUUAUUAUGUGCAGAGUACUGUACUGUUUGGGAGAGUACUAUACAACAUGAAGACAUUGUAAACAGAGGUGCCAACUUCAUUUUGAGAUUGGUGGUGAGAAGGGAAUAGGGAUUUUAGAGGGGAUGGUGAGGACUGGGGAGGGGGCAAUAGGCUUCAAAGAACCAUCAGGGAAGAAAGCCACCAUUUGGGGCUUUUUCAACUCUGAUAGGAAGCCCUCUUAGUUGCUCUCAGAGACUUGAGAAGAGGAAAUCUGGAAGUCUUGCAUAGCAGGCUUUGGGGUACUUGCUUCUGUUGCCCCGUGAAGCACCUAAGAUUAGAAGCAGAAUUUUCUCUCCCAAACAGAAACCCUCUGUUAUUUUUUCCCCAGCACAUUAAUAUAAUCUUCUUGUCCAUUUAUUGUGACUUUUCCCCCAGUGCUUUAAAAACCCAGAUGGCAGGGAAACAAGGCAUAUUUGUAGUUUUUAGCAGUUUUGUUCCUCCAAGCUGGUUUCAACUCCAGAGUUAUUGAGGAAUGAAACCCACGUGGGUUUACCCUUAAAAACAAAUCCCAGCCCCCAAACACUAUAGCUUCUCCCAGGCAUUUGAUUCAUGGCUUUUAUUUUUUCCAACUGAUCUACCUCUCCUAUUGAGUCAAACACCUGGCAUUGGUGUGUUCAUGGAUCUAAAUUCAACCUCAGAUGGAAUGACUCAAUUUUAAUUUUGCUUUUAGAAAUUGUCUAUAUUUUGUUUCUAGGACUGGUCUUCAGCCCUAUUUACUAUAAUGUAUAUCUUAGUAAGUGCUUUCAUACAAAUAUUGCAUAUUGUUUGGAAAUGGACAUAAAAACAAAAUUGAAAUACUGUAACUUCUUCCCAAAGAAAUGUAGUAAGUUCCUAAAAUAUUGUUACCUUAAUAGUCCGUUAAAACUUUUUCAUUCAUUCCUUUGUGCCUAAAUUUUUUUUAUGAAAAUGAAGUUUAUUUAAUGAAAUUGCAUUGGGGGAAAAGCAAAUUUUGUCACCUGGACCUGCUUCUCUGUGUUUGCUAGUUUGAUUCUUCUGCCCAGUGAUAAUGUAAAUCUUCUAAUUUUUAGCUUUUUUUUUAAAGGAUAGUGGUGCCAUUAACUUUAAAAUAUCUUCCCCUUUUAAACACACCUCAGUCUAGUUACAUUCUAGUUUGUAUUUAUGCUAAAUACCAAAUGUUGUGUCAUGACGAUGGAUCAAAGAUUCUGAUGUGGUUUAUAAUGAAUUUGGAGAUUUUAUAAAUCUGUAACAAAAGAUGUCUCCUGUGUCACUGGAAACUCUUGACUGUAAAGAUCAGUUAAUAGUCAAAGGGGCUGCUCUCAAGAGUUCUCAGUAUUUUCAUUGAUUUAAAAUAAUUGUUGUUUAUUUUACUCCCAGUUGAUACUGCAUUGUAACACCUUAUGUCCCACAUAACUGGUCCAUAUCAAAUAAAUUCUACCUUUUUCUAAUAACCU
Molecule: messenger RNA, 4248 nt
Organism: Tachyglossus aculeatus (Australian echidna)
Lineage: Eukaryota; Metazoa; Chordata; Mammalia; Monotremata; Tachyglossidae
Gene: SLC10A7
Product: solute carrier family 10 member 7
Exons: 12
Coding region: 1-1023 (340 amino acids)
Cellular component (GO): plasma membrane
Source: RefSeq, a predicted model, not a curated record